This is a messenger RNA of Cladophialophora psammophila CBS 110553, 825 nucleotides long. RefSeq lists its product as uncharacterized. Lineage: Eukaryota; Fungi; Ascomycota; Eurotiomycetes; Chaetothyriales; Herpotrichiellaceae. The coding region runs from base 1 to 825 and encodes 274 amino acids. Gene Ontology annotation, biological process: transmembrane transport. The transcript has 4 exons. The record is from RefSeq and is a predicted model, not a curated record. Gene Ontology annotation, molecular function: transmembrane transporter activity.
AUGGCCGCUUUUCUGGACGAGACCUGGUAUCGGCGCGAUAUUCAGAUGUCUGAGCAGCCAGACCGGGGAACUCGGCUGAGCAGAAUACUGGGCGUUUGGCAGAUCAGGGUCCAUCAUCACUAUUUCGAUAGUGUUAGGAGAUCUUGCAUGCGUAUUGUCACGGUGGCUGUCAAACCGAUUAUGGUCCUCGUUUUUAUUUACUAUAUGGCAGUGUUCAUGUGGCUGGUUGGUAUUAACCAGACCUCAAGUAUUCUCUUCGCUACUGCCCGCGCUGAAGGUGGAUAUGGAUUUGGCCAAAACGCCGUGGGAUUUUUAUUCUUCGCACCUAUCACCGGCAUCAUUGCAGGAGAAAUUUUCGGGCACUUUUUCAACGAUUGCAUCUUCCGACGCAGUCUCCACCGUCACAAGGGGCUUUUUGUGCCUGAAUAUCGUCUCCCAACGAUUUACGUCGGCCUUAUUCUCAUGGUCCCCGGUUUAGUCAUCAUAGGGGAAGCUCUUCGGAAUCAUUGGCUUUGGGUGGCCAUCGUCUUUGGUUGGGGGAUGAUGGCCUUUGGUACAAUGUUAUGUUCGGUCGCAAUUACCGCUUACACUCUGGAUAACUACCCUUCGGCGUCAGGCGAAGUCUCGUCUCUCAUCAAUUUCGCACGCCUUUUGGGCGGGUUCUCUGUCGGAUACUUUCAAUUGGAUUGGGGCCAAAAAUCGGGAUGGGACGUUUCUUUCGGUUGCCAGGCCGCCGUUGUCGCUACCGCCACCCUCGUGAUCAUUCCCACUCUUCAUAUAUUCGGUGCAAAGCUACGGCGUUGUGGAGGAGAGCUGCCGUACUGA